UAACUGUGCACGGAUCUCAUGACCUGUAACCAACAACUAAUAUAACGUUGGCGUACCGCGGGCAUAUUGAGAGGGAAGUGUUCCACGAUCGGCAGAGAGAGAGAGAGAGAGCGUUAAGUACCUAGUUUGCUGGAAGGCAAUUACCGUCAUCCAGACAAGGACCAGACCCCGGAACUAUGUGUGUAACAGCUACACGGCGUGAGACACCGUGACUUAGCCCGGGGGUUGGUGGUAUACACACACCCGCGCACACACGCCUGGAUCGUACCUGGCUGUGACAGUUAUAUACACAUCGUCAUUCAGUGCUCACAGUAUAUACUGCGGAGAACGCCGUAAACCUCAGUACCAGAUUAGGACGCCAGGCGUAGAAAAUGCCAAGGUCAAGGUCAAAAGAAAGAAAGGACAAAGAAUGGGAAACAGGUAGGGCUUCAUCCCAGGUAAAAGAUCUGUUUCAUCGGUUUGACAAGGACCGUAAUGGCGUGUGGUCUAAGGAAGAGUUGGGAAUCGCCAUGAAUAAGCUUGGAUUUACCGCCUCACCGACACAGGUGGCAGAACUGUUCAAACAGCUGGACAAAAACAAAAGCGGUAAAAUCGAGUACAAGGAGUUCAAAUAUUUCAUGGAUAAGGAGCUGGUGAAGCAGAAUGACCCCGAGAGACAGCGGCAGAUGAUGUGGGAAGCCUUUGAGAUGUUUGAUAAAGACAGAAAUGGAUAUAUCGACUCCAAGGAGUUGAAAGCGGCGAUGAAGCAGCUGGGAGAACCCCUGACUGAUGCUCAGUGUAACGAGAUGAUUCGUGAAGCGGACAUGGACGGUGACGGCAGGAUCAACUACAUAGAAUUUGUCAAAAAAUGGAUGGAAGUCGGAGCCGUUUCUUAGCAGCAAAGUGGAGAAGAUAAUGUGCGCGAAUUUUAUAAACAUCUUGUGAAUUAUCCUGUUUAUUUUGAACCCUUGUUUUGGACCUCUUCAGAAUUGUUAUCAUUUGAUGAACGCGUUAACUCGUACCUUGCUUUUACCCGGGAAACAAAUGCUGAGGUUUGCUUUUGUUUGAUGUUUGUUGUGUUUUAAUUUCGUCCGAAGGAUAAGCUUUGUGUCCAAAACAAGAUGGCCGCCAGAUAUUAUUGUUUACUGUUUACUGCACAACAUCUUGUCUGCUCAAUUAAGGGAUAGUAACAGUUGGAGGUAAAGGUUUGGUUUUGAAAACACCGCUUGUUUAAUCAAAUAAGAUCAUGCUCAGUCGAUGUAAGUAAUUUUAAUCAAGAUUAAGUCGGUGAUUAGAACUCGAAGAAAAAUGUCCUGAUGAACAAAUACAAUCCAAUCAGGAUGCAGUGUUCCGUCGCGCCAAGAUGUAUAUCUAUAGAAACAGGUAACUGUCCGUAACUGGUGUCUUAAAUCGCACGUAUUUUUUUGUUUUGUUUCUUUUUUUGUUUUUGUAACGCACAUCAUAUGUAUUAUUCUUUUCAUAAGAUAAAUACCUUAUUUUAUUUUCCACCACGAUAUAUUAACGUCAUUCACUGCAGUUCCCCCAAAACCAUUACGUUCACAAUUGGCCCCAGGCUAUUAAACUUCUGUGAUAAUUGAA
Liolophura sinensis is the source of this 1578-nucleotide messenger RNA. RefSeq names its product neo-calmodulin-like. Bases 372 to 875 code for a protein of 167 amino acids. The record is from RefSeq and is a predicted model, not a curated record. Lineage: Eukaryota; Metazoa; Mollusca; Polyplacophora; Chitonida; Chitonidae. The transcript is spliced from 5 exons. Gene Ontology annotation, molecular function: calcium ion binding.